CAGGAACAAAAGAUCGGCCUCAUACCAGCGCAUUCAGCCAUCGUCCUCCUCGAUUUACUCACUCGAACUCUCACGAAGUUUUCCUUAGAUCAUACUAUUCGGUCUAAUCUCCUAUUGUCGGUCGGUGCCGUCAUCAUUUCUUACCGAAACCAAGCCCGCACUGAACCCAACUUGACAGCCAUCGCCGCGAUGGCGACUGGAAUGGUGAACGGCCACGAUAUUGACGUCCCUGCGCCUCCUGUUGACCCUAUAUCAAGACCACAGACUCCUCCACCUCCUCCAUCAACACUUGCACCCCCUCCACCUCCCCCGUCAGAUCUUGCCCCUCCGCCACCUCCACCCACUGCCAACGGGGCCGCCGUCAAGAAGAAAGGAUGGGGCGCCUCGACGAAGCCGAAGACACAACCUCUCUCCGUGGAAGAUCUUCUCAAAAAGAAACGGGAAGCUGAUUUGGCGGCGAGUAAACCCAAGUUCCUUUCCCGCGCCGAGCGCGAGCGACUAGCCUUGGAGAAACGUGCGAACGAAGUCGAAGCGGCCGCCCGCUCCAAAUCUCAGAACGGCCAUAAUGGAACCACGCCUGUCGAGCCGCCCAAAGAGACCGGGCGGUCAAAGUCAUCUGUAGCGCCGACCGGGCCAAGGGCUUUUCGCAACGGCGAUGUACCUACUGGCCCAAGUGCAAUGCGAUCUCGAGAGCACAACAAAGGUGUUGAUUUUACUCCGCCUACGGCUCCCAAGUCCAUAUCGUUCGGCGCAGACUCGAGAACGCAGAAGCGACAAGCGGUUGAUGAUCGAAAUGGGAAAGCAGAGGUGGACCUGAUUCGUCAAAGGUAUAUGGGCGCAGAGACCAAUAUUUCGACCUUCUCGGCCUCGAAAAAGAGACGUCGUACGACAGAGAAGAAGUUCAACUUUGAAUGGAACGCCGAAGAAGAUACCACGCCUGACUACAACCCUAUAUACAACGAGCGAGCUCAACCGACCUUCUUUGGUCGCGGUCGCCUUGGUGGCUUCGACCAACAGGCCGCGGAUGAAGCCGCCCGUAAAUACGCCGAAGCCCUGCAGUCCAGAGACACCGAGGCUGGUGCGGCGCGAGCACAGGAAAUUCUGGAGAUGGAGCGAAGACGAAAAGAAGAGUCUAGUCGUAUGGCAGUCGACAAGCACUGGAGUGAGAAGAGGCUCGAUCAGAUGCGCGAGCGUGACUGGCGAAUAUUCAAGGAAGAUUUCAACAUCAGUACUAAAGGAGGCGGCAUACCGAACCCGAUGCGUAAUUGGAAGGAAUCAGGACUCCCACGACGUCUGCUCGAUAUUAUCGAUCAAGUAGGCUACACGGAUCCUUCUGCAAUUCAACGAGCCGCCAUCCCCAUCGCUCUCCAGAACCGCGACCUUAUUGGUGUUGCUGUUACUGGAUCUGGUAAAACGGCGGCUUUCUUGCUUCCUCUCCUGGUAUACAUCGCCGAGCUUCCGCGACUGGAUGAAGAUGAAUGGCGGAGAAAUAACGGUCCCUACGCCAUCAUCCUGGCGCCGACACGUGAAUUGGCACAGCAAAUCGAGAUAGAAGCUCGCAAAUUCGCAUCACCGCUGGGUUUCACGGUCGUAUCGAUCGUCGGUGGCCACUCCAUCGAGGAACAGGCCUACAAUCUACGCAAUGGCGCCGAAAUCAUCAUCGCCACCCCAGGUCGUUUGGUGGAUUGCAUUGACCGACGCAUCAUCGUCCUCGAGCAGUGCUGCUACGUCAUUAUGGAUGAAGCGGAUCGCAUGAUCGAUCUAGGUUUCGAAGAGCCCGUCAACAGGAUCCUCGACGCGUUGCCGGUGACCAACGAGAAACCGGACACGGAUGACGCCGAGGAUGGCAGAGCCAUGUCCCGUCAUCUAGGUGGCAAAGAACGAUACCGCCAGACGAUGAUGUACACGGCCACCAUGCCUGCCGCCGUCGAGCGCAUCGCACGCAAGUACCUCCGGCGCCCGGCCAUUGUGACUAUCGGCAACAUUGGCGAGGCGGUCGACACGGUGGAACAGCGGGUCGAAUUUGUGUCGGGCGAAGACAAGCGGAAGAAACGACUCAAUGAGAUCCUCCGGUCUGGCGAAUUCAGGCCUCCAAUCAUCGUCUUUGUCAACAUCAAGCGCAACUGCGACGCCGUCGCCAGGGACAUCAAGACCAUGGGCUUCAGCUCCGUCACAUUACACGGUUCCAAGACGCAAGAGCAGCGUGAGGCUGCAUUGCAGUCUGUCCGUGACGGCAAGACGGAUGUCCUUGUCGCCACUGAUCUCGCGGGUCGUGGUAUCGACGUGCCCGACGUCAGUCUUGUCGUCAAUUUCAACAUGGCCACCAACAUCGAGUCCUACACCCAUCGUAUCGGUCGUACCGGUCGUGCGGGCAAGAGUGGUGUCGCCAUCACGUUCCUGGGCAAUGAAGACAACGACGUACUGUAUGACCUCAAGCAGAUGCUCAUGAAGAGUAGCAUAUCCAGAGUGCCGGAGGAUCUCAGGAAGCAUGAAGCGGCGCAGCAAAAGAGUCAGCGCGGUGGUCAUGGUGGUGGCGGUGGUGGUAAGAAGGGUAUCACGGCCAGUGACGAGAGCGGUGGAUUUGGUGGGAAGGGUGGUGGAGGUGGUGGAUGGUAAAUCGACGAGCAAGCAGCGCACGCAAUCAGGUAGUCAAGCAGACCUAUGUAAAAGUAAAGCAUCAUGGACUGGUGAGCCAUGUAUUCACUCAUGUUGUACAUACUUCCUACGAAGAGUGAGCACAGAAAAUUGCCUGCUCGAUGAUCUUCCAC
This is a messenger RNA of Exophiala oligosperma, 2768 nucleotides long. Its product is annotated as pre-mRNA-splicing ATP-dependent RNA helicase prp28. Gene Ontology annotation, molecular function: RNA helicase activity; ATP binding; RNA binding. The transcript has a single exon. The coding region runs from base 190 to 2616 and encodes 808 amino acids. The record is from RefSeq and is a predicted model, not a curated record. Lineage: Eukaryota; Fungi; Ascomycota; Eurotiomycetes; Chaetothyriales; Herpotrichiellaceae. Gene Ontology annotation, cellular component: catalytic step 2 spliceosome. Gene Ontology annotation, biological process: mRNA splicing, via spliceosome.